Messenger RNA from Labeo rohita (rohu), 3033 nucleotides. RefSeq names its product mediator complex subunit 16 (gene med16). The record is from RefSeq and is a predicted model, not a curated record. The coding region runs from base 302 to 2845 and encodes 847 amino acids. Gene Ontology annotation, biological process: positive regulation of DNA-templated transcription. Gene Ontology annotation, molecular function: protein binding. The transcript has 14 exons. Lineage: Eukaryota; Metazoa; Chordata; Actinopteri; Cypriniformes; Cyprinidae. Gene Ontology annotation, cellular component: mediator complex.
GCGGCGAAUAUAGACGUUCAGUGAUGUGCUGCUUCAAAGUGCAGAUAAUAUUACUGAAAAUAAAAUAGAUUUCGGAAUGCCAGGGAAGUUUUACCCAAACAUAUUUCUUUCUUUUCUAACUUAAAAGUACGAGCAUGUAGUUUUAUAGCAGUUAUUCACAUCUUUUAGCUCUGUUCUUGUCUAGUUUUUUGCAUGCUAAGCGUUUGCUUUUAUUGACUUGCACAGUAAUUGUCUACACACUAAAGCUCUUCAGUAAAGGUAACGUUAGCUGUGCUCAUAAACCUUCAGUUUAAUUCGUUGUAUGAUGGAGAUCGCGUAUGUUUGCGAGUGGGAGAAGAGACCCAAGAGCAACCACUGUCCGUCAAUCCCUCUGGUGUGCGCCUGGUCAUGUAGAAACCUGAUCGCCUUCACCACUGACCUGAAGAAUGAGGAGGAUGACAAAGGUCUGGACAAUGCCUUUAUUACCAAUAUUACCAGACCUGUUGAUUUGAGUCAUAUGAUACACAUCAUUGACACUGAUCACCCCUGGGAUGUGUAUUCCAUCAACUCCGGUCACACCGAGGUCAUUUCCUGCUUGGAAUGGGACCAGUCAGGUUCGAGGCUGUUGUCCGCAGAUGGUGAUGGUCAGAUCAAGUGUUGGGGAAUGGCAGAGCACCUGGUGAACAGCUGGGAGUGCACACAGAGCAGCUCAGUGGACGGAGACCCGAUCGUAGCCCUCUCGUGGUUACACAACGGAGUUAAACUCGCCCUGCAUGUUGAAAAGUCUGGCUCUACGAACUUUGGAGAGAAGUUUUCCCGGGUGAAGUUCUCUCCCUCUCUCACGUUGUUUGGCGGGAAGCCCAUGGAGGGCUGGUUAGCAGUGACGGUGAGUGGUCUGGUGACCGUGUCACUGCUCAAGCCAAACGGGACUCUGCUGACGGCCAGCGAGAGCCUGUGCAGGCUGAGAGGCCGUGUGGCGCUGGCUGACAUCGCCUUCACGGGCGGCGGGAACAUAGUAGUGGCGGCCACCGAUGGCAGCAGCUCUUCUCCGGUGCAGUUCUAUAAAGUGUGCGUGAGCGUGGUGAACGAAAAGUGCCGCAUCGACACCGAGCUCUUGCCCUCGCUGUUCAUGCGCUGCACCACCGACCCGGUCCGGAGGGACAAAUAUCCUGCAGUCACACACCUUAAAUUCCUCACACGUGAAAACUCAGAACAGGUGCUUCUCUGUGCAUCCAGUCAGAUGGCCAGCAUUGUAGAGUGCUGGUCUUUGCGAAAGGAGGGUCUCCCAGUUAAUAAUAUCUUCCAACAUCGAUCACCUGUGGUGGGUGAAAAGCAGCCAAUGAUUCUGAAGUGGCGUAUCCUCUCGGCGACCAAUGACCUGGACCGUGUGUCUGCUGUUGCUCUGCCUAAACUUCCCAUCUCCAUCUCGAACACUGAUCUCAAAGUCGCCUCAGAUACCAAGUUCUUCCCAGGCCUCGGUCUUGCUCUUGCAUUCCACGAUGGCAGCAUCCAGAUUCUCCAUCGCCUUUCUCUGCACACCAUGGGAGUCUUCUACGGUUCGUCUGGUUCCUCCCAGCGUGUCGGAGAAGAACCUGCCAUUAAACGUCAGAGAGCCGGCGGCCCGACGCUGCACUUCAAAGCCCUUCAGUUCUCCUGGACAUCUCUGGCUCUGGUGGGAGUGGACAAUCACGGCAAGUUGCACAUGCUCCGAGUGUCUCCAUCCAUGGGGCAAAUGUUGGACAUUAACACAUCCCUCCGGCACCUGCUGUUCCUCCUGGAGUACUGCAUGGUGACGGGAUACGACUGGUGGGACGUCCUGCUGCAUGCUCAGCCCAGCAUGGUGCAUAACCUUCUGGAGAAGCUUCACGAGGAGUACAUGAGACAAAACCAAGCACUCCAGCAGGUUUUGUCUACCCGUAUUGUAGCAGUGAAGGCAUCUCUGUGUAAACUGUCAUCAGCCACUGCAGCAAGAGCCUGUGAUUUCCAUGCUAAACUGCUCCUCAUCGCCAUCAGCUCCACGCUGAAGUCUUUACUAAGACCUCAUGUGCUCAACACCCCCGACAAGAGUCCUGGAGACCGACUCUCUGAGAUCUGUGCCAAAAACACUGACACUGACAUUGAUAAGGUGAUGAUCAACCUGAAGACGGAGGAGUUUGUUUUGGAUGGUCCGCCCCUUCAGUCCCUCCAGCAGCUCAUUCAGUGGGUGGGAGACUUUGUUCUUUAUCUGCUGGCAAACUUGCCCAACCAGGGCUCCAUUGUGCGUCCAGGGUUUGGGUUCCUGCGGGACGGUGCGUCUCUGGGCAUGCUCAGAGAGAUGCUGGUGAUGAUCCGUAUUUGGGGCCUGCUGAAACCAGGCUGUUUGCCCAUCUACACGGCCACAUCUGACAACCAGGACAGCAUGUUUCUGCUCUUCCGUCUACUCACCAAACUCUGGCUCUGCUCUCGAGAUGAGAGUCACCCGCAGGACCCGGAUGAGACGUUGAUUGAUGAGUGCUGUCUGCUGCCCAGUCAGCUCCUGGUACCCAGCAUGGACUGGCUGCCCAUCAACGAUGGCGUCAUCACUAAGAUCCAGAGCAAACACCCGCUCAGACUGCAGUUCGGCAAACCGUACACACUGCCUGGAGUCAACCCCAAUGCACAGGUGGAGGUGUUCAGAAGUCCAGCAUCUCAGAGGAUGGACCACCUGCGAUGUUUACAUCUGGGCAUCUCUCCAACAGAGGACAGCAAAGCCUGCACAAGGUGUGGCUGUGUCACCAUGCUGAGAUCCCCAAAUAAAACCAACGCCAUGAGACAGUGGGAGCAGCGCUGGAUCAAGAACUGUCUGUGUGGAGGUCUCUGGAGAAGAAUCCCCUCCACACUAACAUAAGGACCAGAAUGCAUGAAAUGCAUGGAUCUCUUAUUGUGAACAACGUAUAGAUCUAAACAACAAAGCAACCUUUAUUUUCAUAGAAACAUGUCCUGCAAGCCUGUUUUCUCUCAGCCACAGAGUGAAUGUCUUAUUUUUUUCCUAUUGUAAAUAUAAACCGUGCAUUUUGUUUUGUAAUGCUGUAGUAC